Trichoderma virens Gv29-8 is the source of this 1569-nucleotide messenger RNA. RefSeq lists its product as uncharacterized. The transcript is spliced from 2 exons. Gene Ontology annotation, molecular function: L-amino acid transmembrane transporter activity. Gene Ontology annotation, biological process: amino acid transmembrane transport. Gene Ontology annotation, cellular component: membrane. The coding region runs from base 43 to 1458 and encodes 471 amino acids. The record is from RefSeq and is a predicted model, not a curated record. NCBI's taxonomy places the organism in Eukaryota, Fungi, Ascomycota, Sordariomycetes, Hypocreales, Hypocreaceae.
GCCCGCGAGGCCAAACGCCAGAUCGGCAUCCCCUCAGCCUCCAUGCUCAUCUUCAACCGCAUCAUCGGUACCGGUAUCUUUGCAACUCCCGGCUCCAUCCUCGCCCUGUCAGGCAGCACCGGUCUCGCUCUGUUCCUGUGGGUUGCCGGUAGUCUCAUCGCAUGGGCCGGCACGGCUGUCUACAUGGAAUUCGGCACAGGUCUCCCCAAGAACGGCGGCGAGAAGAAUUACCUGGAAUACGUCUACCGCAAGCCGCGCUUCCUCGUCACGGGCAUGUACACCACCUAUGUCAUCCUCUUGGGUUGGGCGGCUGGUAACUCGGUCGUCUUUGGAGAAUACAUCCUCAACGCCGCGAGGGUCGAGGUUACGGAUUGGAACCAGCGAGGAAUUGCUGUGGCCUGUAUCACAACUGCCUUUUUGAUCCACGGCACCGCGCUGAAAUGGGGUAUUCGACUCCAGAACUUCCUCGGUGUCAUCAAGAUUUGCAUUGUCAUCAUCGUCAUCAUCGCACCGCUGGCCAAUAUCAAGAAGGUCAAGGAGAUUAACUGCCUCCACAACGCCUUCGAGGGCACCACCGGAAGCGCAUAUGGUGUCGUCACUUCUCUGUACAACGUCAUCUGGAGUUUCAUCGGCUACAGCAACGCAAACUACGCCCUCAGCGAGACCAAGAACCCCGCGCGAACCCUCAAGGUCGCUGCGCCCCUGGCUGUCGGCACCGUCACUAUCCUGUACAUGCUGGCCAACGUUUCCUACUUUGCUGGUGUGUCCAAGGCUGAGAUUCUCGAGGCCAAGAGACUUGUUGCCGCUUCACUCUUCCGAAACAUGUUUGGCGAGCGCGCCGAGAGAGCUCUCUCCGUCUUUGUGGCGCUGUCUGCCUUUGGUAACGUCUUGAGUGUCAUCUUCUCUCAGGGUCGUCUCGUCCAGGAGCUCGGCAGAGAGGGUGUCUUGCCCUUCUCUCGACUCUGGGCCAGCAACCGUCCCUUCAACGCUCCCCUGGCUGGUCUGUUUGAGCACUGGCUCAUCACCAUGAUCACCAUCCUUGCACCCCCUGCAGGUGAUGCUUAUAACUUUGUUCUCAACCUCAUCUCAUACCCCCUCGCCAUCAUCAACGUCUUCGUCGCCGGAGCCCUUGUUCACCUCUACCGCAACCGUGCCAGCUGGAACUGGAACCCCCCGAUCAAGGCCACCUACCCAGUCAUCAUCUUCUUCCUUCUCAGCAACAUUUACCUCGUUAUCGCGCCAUUUGUGCCCCCCGAAGACGGCCAGAGUGUUUACGAACACCUCCCUUACUGGAUCCACUGCGUUGUUGGUUUUGGCGUCCUUUUCCUUGGAGCCAUCUACUGGUUGCUCUGGACCAAGAUCAUGCCCUGGGUCGGCAACUAUGAGCUGGUGGAAGAAAUCACCGUGGAUCCGAUUGACGGAUGGGAGAGGUCUACCUUCACCACCAAGAAGAAAUAAAGGGAAGGGCCAUGAGUACAUAAACAGGGCAGUGUUGGUAAUGAGGUUGUGUUGAAAGCGUUUGGAUACCCCAAUAGAUCAAAAUAAUGUUAAUGAAUUUAUCUCUUCUCG